AUGGCCGAGGCGGCCGCGGCUCCGAUUUCUCCCUGGACAAUGGCAGCCACCAUUCAGGCAAUGGAGAGGAAGAUCGAAUCGCAGGCUGCCCGCUUGCUCUCCCUAGAAGGUCGAACAGGAAUGGCCGAGAAGAAGUUGGCUGACUGUGAAAAGACGACCUUGGAGUUCGGGAACCAGCUGGAGGGCAAGUGGGCCGUGCUGGGGACCCUGCUGCAGGAGUACGGGCUGCUGCAGAGGCGGCUGGAGAACAUGGAGAACCUGCUGAGGAACAGGAACUUCUGGGUCCUGCGGCUGCCCCCGGGCAGCAAGGGGGAGGCCCCCAAGCUGGAUGAAUGGCAGAAGGAACUGUACAAGCACGUGAUGAGGGGCAACUACGAGACACUGGUCUCCCUGGACUACGCCAUCUCCAAACCCGAGGUCCUCUCCCAGGCCGAGCAAGGGAAGGAGCCGUGUGGCUGGCGCCGUACAGCCCCCAAGGUUCCAGAUGUGCCUGUGGACCCCAGUCCAGGCUCGGGAGCCCCGGUUCCUGCCCCUGACCUCUUAAUGCAGAUCAAGCAAGAGAGCGAGCUCCAGCUCCAGGAGCAGCAGGCUCUGGGGGUAGAAGCGUGGGCAGCCGGGCAGCCAGAUAUCGGGGAGGAGCCAUGGGGCCUCAGCCAACUGGAUUCCGGAGCAGGAGAUGUAUCUACAGAUGCUGCUUCUGGCGUGCACUCCAACUUCUCAACCACUAUCCCACCUACUUCCUGGCAGGCAGAUCUCCCUCCCCACCACCCUUCCUCCGCAUGCUCAGACGGGACCCUGAAGCUCAACACAGCGGCCUCCACAGAAGCAGAUGUAAAAAUUGUGAUAAAAACUGAAGUUCAGGAAGAGGAGGUGGUGGCCACACCAGUGCACCCUACUGACCUAGAGGCCCACGGGACCCUAUUUGGACCAGGCCAAGCCACAAGGUUUUUCCCUAGUCCUGUCCAGGAAGGCGCCUGGGAGAGCCAGGCCAGCUCCUUCCCCAGCCAAGACCCUGUGCUGGGGCUCAGAGAGCCCACCCGGCCUGAGCGGGACCUAGGAGACCCCAGCCCCGCCGUGGCCCAGGACGAGGCCCCACCCGGGGACUGGCUCCUUGGGGGAGUCCGAUGGGGGUGGAAUUUCAGGUGUAAACCUCCUGUGGGUCUGAACCCGAGGACUGGGCCCGAGGGGCUGCCCUAUUCCUCCCCUGACAACGGGGAGGCUGUGCUGGACCCAGGCCAGGCCCCGAGACCCUUCAGUGACCCCUGCAAAUACCCUGGCCGGACCAAAGGCUUUGGCCACAAGCCUGGCCUGAAGAAGCACCCGGCCGCGUCGCCCGGGGGCCGGCCCUUCACCUGCGCCACGUGCGGGAAGAGCUUCCAGCUGCAGGUGAGCCUGAGCGCGCACCAGCGCAGCUGCGGGCAGCUGCCCGACGGGGCGGCCGGGGCGGCCGGGUCUGCGCGGGAUGGAAGCGGCCUGCGGUGCGGGGAGUGUGGACGCUGCUUCACGCGGCCAGCUCACCUGAUCCGACACCGCAUGCUGCACACGGGCGAGCGGCCCUUCCCCUGCACGGAGUGCGAGAAGCGCUUCACGGAGCGCUCCAAGCUCAUUGACCACUACCGAACCCACACGGGUGUGCGGCCCUUCACCUGCACCGUCUGCGGCAAGAGCUUCAUCCGCAAGGACCACCUCCGCAAGCACCAGCGCAACCACACGGCCACGGGGGCCAAGGGCCCGGCCCGGGGCCAGCCGCUGCCUCCCCUCCCAGCCGCUCCCCCGGACCCCUUUAAGAGCCCUGCCUCCAAAGGACCCUUAGCCUCCACAGACCUUGUGACCGACUGGACUUGUGGCCUGAGUGUCCUGGGACCCACCGAGGGCGGGGACCUGUGA
Messenger RNA from Pipistrellus nathusii (Nathusius's pipistrelle), 1887 nucleotides. The record is from the annotation of a GenBank genome assembly. Lineage: Eukaryota; Metazoa; Chordata; Mammalia; Chiroptera; Vespertilionidae.